Molecule: messenger RNA, 231 nt
Organism: Lactuca virosa
Lineage: Eukaryota; Viridiplantae; Streptophyta; Magnoliopsida; Asterales; Asteraceae
Source: the annotation of a GenBank genome assembly
AUGGAUGUGAAUGGUGAUUCUUCCAUUAAUACUACACAUCUUAACACCCAUACCGUUGUGGCCAAGGCAGAUGAUUAUUACCUCCGUUUUCCAAUACAAAACAUUGAUGAUAUUCCCGAUUACAACGAGGAAGUUGGUUUGUCCAUCAUGGCUAUUAUCAUCGGUUUUGAUUUAGAUGAGGACCGGAUCAAGGAGAUCAACAUAUCUCCGAUGAGUUCAACACCUUUAUGA